GUUAUUUGAGGGUGUCGCAGAUCGUAGCUCAGGGAGAGUAUAAAAGAGCCCUCGCUGCACCGCACAGCCACCGCCGCUGCCGCUGCUCUCCUGCUCACAUCGCUGUCGGAGGAACCCCACGACCAUCAUUUGUGAGAUGAAAACCGACCUGGAGCUCGCCUUGGAAUGCGCCAUCAACAUCUACCACCGCUACGCCAUCCGGAACCCAAUGGAUGAUUACCUGAGCCGGAAUGAAUUUGCCAUGCUGCUGAAGGAGAACGCCAAGCCCUUCCUCACCGACACCGUGCCGCCCAACACGACUGCUGAUGAGUACAUCAAGCAGCUCUUUGCCAAAUCUGACAGCAACCACGAUGGCCGCUUGAAGUUCACCGAGUUCCUCACCACGCUCAGCCUCGUGGCCAUCGAUGCCCACAACCGGUCCCACAAGAAGCCUGGGGACCACGGCCAUGACCAUGGACAUGGCCACGAUCACGGACAUGGCCACAGCCACGGCCACGGCCAUGGCCACGGUCCCCACCACUAAGGCCGUUCCUGCGGAGCUGUGCUCCUCCAGCAGCAGCAUCUCCCCCGUCUGCCCAUGAGCACACGACCAAGGCUUCUCUCUCUGCUUCUGCCUAUGACACUGAAAUAAAUUGUCUU
Messenger RNA from Lagopus muta (rock ptarmigan), 639 nucleotides. Its product is annotated as protein S100-A9-like. The transcript has 3 exons. The coding region runs from base 137 to 523 and encodes 128 amino acids. The record is from RefSeq and is a predicted model, not a curated record. Lineage: Eukaryota; Metazoa; Chordata; Aves; Galliformes; Phasianidae. Gene Ontology annotation, molecular function: calcium ion binding.